This is a messenger RNA of Umbelopsis ramanniana AG, 1596 nucleotides long. RefSeq lists its product as uncharacterized. The transcript is spliced from 3 exons. The record is from RefSeq and is a predicted model, not a curated record. Bases 1 to 1596 code for a protein of 531 amino acids. NCBI's taxonomy places the organism in Eukaryota, Fungi, Mucoromycota, Umbelopsidomycetes, Umbelopsidales, Umbelopsidaceae.
AUGAGCAAUUUAACCAAUAGACAUCAUAUUCGCCAAGGAGAUCCACGGCGGAUGCAGUCAGGAUCACUGAAAAACAGUUCAAGUAAAGAGACCUCCUUUCGCUCUUUUGAUGAUGACUUUGAUGAUUUUCAAGCAAGCUCGAAAGUACCACCUUCUGUCAUGAGCUCCAAAAGAAAGCGUCCAAGCGAGAAUGCGGAAUCACAGAGGCAUGGCAGUCGGCUGCAACUCUCAGAAAGCCAUACAGAAACAAAGAAGAACACAAAAUUGGAGAGCGACUACAAGCCGUCAACGCCAAAGACCAAAUCAUUAAAGCUUUCCACGUCGUCUUCGCAUAUGUCUGAGUUACCGACAACCAAGGUACCGUCCUCAAGCGGCAAUGUUCGAGCAUUAUCCUACCUCAAGAAAAAGUCCAUGGGGUCUUUAGCAAGUGCUAGUCAGGAGCAAACAAAAGAUCUGUUUGCUGCAUCACUCCCACGCAAAGUCAAGCCAUUAAAUCCCUUUGGAGUUUCAACAACUAUACGCACAGAUGUCCUCAGUCUACCGAAGCCUAGGAAAAGCCGUCGUAGAAAGGAAAAUGAAUCGUUGAAAAGUAUUGAUGAAAUCAAGGCAAGACUGACCAGUGUUUCAGCCUUGGAUCACACAUCAGACAACGCGAAUACUCUAAAAUGCCCGUAUUGUCACCAAGUCCUUGAGAAGCCCUUGUCUAAAUCACUGGAGGAUGCGUUAGCUAAAGUUCUCGCAACAGAUGAUGAUGCUGAACAGCAGGCAGUGGAUGAAUUGGCUAACAACGACAGCUCAGCACCCAAUGUGGAUGAAUCUCAGACAUCAUCAAUGCAAUUACUUAUACGACCACGAUAUUCCAAAAAUCGAGUUUCAGCUUCCAACAGAGAGAGAUAUCUUUUUUGCCGAAUGCACAAGAAGGAACAGAUUAUGAUCCCACAAGGCAUUCAAAAAGGCUAUUACAUGAAUAUAAACUUUGACGAAUUGGAGGAGCGGAUUUUUUUAUUUAUGGACGAGAUGGAAGACAUUAUCAAUGGAAAGAUAUCAAGCGUAUUUCAUCAAAAUGUUAUGGCAGCUUAUGAAGAGUUUGGCAAGAACAAAGCGCGGAGCACGCUCAAGGUUUUGGAACGCUUCGAGUCCACUCUGCCCGGAUAUUAUGGUGCAGAGGGUUCACAUCGGAUCAUGAAAGUGCUGUCGACGCUACUAAUCGAGUCUGGAAAGUUGACACCAGCGAAGUCUUCCCCUCAAGACCCUAUAGAAUACUUACAGCAAGUUCUGGUUCCUGAGUGUGGCCGACGGCUUAUUAAACAAGACAUUCAAUCUGGCAGAACUCGCACUCCUACUGGUGUUGACGAUGAUACUUUGGCGACUGCCACAGCGAUCAUGCAUGAGAGCGCUGAGUUUGGAAACUUAAUCUAUCCACACGCUGAUGAUGAGAUCGAGGACGACAACAGACCUAAUAGAAAGCCAUCCAUUACAGAAGACGUCGAGGAAUCCAAAUUCAGUCAUUUCUUUGAUGAGCAGAGCAAUUCAGAUGGCGCAGAAAGUGAAGACGAUGAUGGGAAAAAUGCAGCACUAUUCAACGAUGCCGACUAG